Messenger RNA from Penicillium robsamsonii, 414 nucleotides. RefSeq names its product ankyrin repeat protein. The transcript is spliced from 3 exons. Gene Ontology annotation, molecular function: protein binding. The record is from RefSeq and is a predicted model, not a curated record. Lineage: Eukaryota; Fungi; Ascomycota; Eurotiomycetes; Eurotiales; Aspergillaceae. The coding region runs from base 1 to 414 and encodes 137 amino acids.
AUGAAUUCUGACGGAGCUCUAAUGCACAUUGCAUGCAAAAUUGACCAUGAUCUUUGUCAACUAUUGAUUAAAUAUGAUGCUUUAGAGAUGGACAUUUUUGGCACUCAGGCGAUAUUUGUUGAUCUACUAGACUCGUUUGUUUAUAGCACAAUAGGCUUCGCUCUACAUUUUGGCCACCUUGAGAUUGUAAAACUUCUGCUGGCGAAGGGUGUCCAUCUCGAAAAAAUAAACAUCAAGCUCACCACAGAGAGAAAUUACGAGGACAUUCCUCUCCUAUCGGAAUUCUGCUAUGGCAACUUAUCUAUGAAGGCGACAAUGGCCAGGUCAGAUAAGGGUCUUGAGGCUAAUGUGAUGGCAGGUGAGCCUUGGACCUAUGAUACUACCGAAGUGGAAGGUUUAGAGGAUGCAGCGUAA